Messenger RNA from Drosophila melanogaster (fruit fly), 1653 nucleotides. RefSeq lists its product as uncharacterized. The record is from RefSeq and is marked reviewed. Bases 16 to 579 code for a protein of 187 amino acids. Lineage: Eukaryota; Metazoa; Arthropoda; Insecta; Diptera; Drosophilidae. The transcript has 2 exons.
AUGAGACGUCUUGAAAUGAAGCUGCUCACGGUUCUGCUGUUCAUAGCCAUCUCAGCAUUUUGCGAGGGAUCAUGGCUGCUUUCCCCAGUCAAGCCGGUUGAAGUAGAAUCGCGGCCAAAGACAAAGAAACCAGCUCAUAAUAACAACAAUCUGUACUAUUACAGUCCUGAAGCGAUAGAUUCUUCCUUUUACUACGGCUUUCAACCCAAUUGCCAAUGUCGCCCAGGCCCGCCAGGACCUCCUGGGCCACCAGGAAUUCCUGGUCUGCCAGGUGUAGAAGGAGCGCCAGGAGAAAAGGGGGAUCGUGGUGACCGUGGAGAAAGUGGUCAAAGGGGUAGGCCGGGUAAAACUGGAUUUCCGGGACCAAUUGGUCCACCAGGACUACCUGGACCACCAGGCCGCCCUGGCAAAUCUUCAUCGCAUGAACAGAAACAAGGUACAACCAUUAUUUACUUGCCAGCAAUUCCAGCGGACAAGCCGCCAAAAAUGGAAAACCCACAGGCAGCAAUGAAAACCCACCACCCGAUAAUAGAAACGACAUUAAAAAGACAAACAAGCCUCGGGCACCGCAGCUUUUGAGGGCAAAUUCCGAUGAAAUUAAAUAUCUCAAUGUUAGUCCGCAACUGGCCCAAAACCACAAAAACCGAAAUCGCAAAAGUCAAAUUACUUUCGCCCAUUUCGAUCGUCAGAAAAUCAACCAGAGUAACAAGAUAACAACUUUGACUAAGAACUUACAAACAGUGACCAAUUCCCAAAAACACAAAACAAACGCUCCAAUGCGCCGAAAGCAGACUCCUAAUCGAAAGGUAAUUAAAAAUACAACUACUGAUUUAAGCAGUUCAGAUCGUCAGUCAGUUAACAAAAUGAAGGGCAACAAUCUUGGCGAGAAAAACAUAUUGACUGAUGCAAAUAACAGCAUGAAUUUGAAUAUCAGCCACGUCGGAUCCCAACAAACGAAAAACGUAACUAAAACUGGUGUAAAAAGUAGUCAAAUUGAUGAUAUACCAAUACCAGCCGAUGUAUCUGCAAUAAAUUCUUUAAACAAAGAAGUAAAUUCACAGAUAUCUAAUACUACAUUGCAAAGUAUCAUUCUGGAAGAGACGACUCUACCGAAUAAUAUUAAAAUAACAGAUGAAAAGCUAGAUCUUAACAAAUUAAUAACGAUUACCGAAGAGGCGCCCGAUGCGAUUCAUACAACAACAGUUCAAAAUGAGACUUUAAUGAGUGAAAACGCAGGUGAAGCACAAGCCACAGAAAUUCCAACUGAGGAAUUAGGAGAAACGACCACAUAUAAUAUGUCCAAUGAUGAGAUAGAUGAGUUCAGGUUUCACGACAUUGGAACCCACAUCGAGCACCGAAAGCCCAGCGACAAGAGUAUCAACUGAAUCUGAAGAACCCACAACUCUUGUGCCGGAUGUUACAUCAAAACUGAGAAACGAUGAGGAACUAGGAUCACCAAACACUGAAACUACCACAACAGAAACGGCAGAGACAUAUCCCACAGAGGAACUACUUUUCGAUAAAGAAGGUCAAAGGUUACCUUUCACACCCACUGAAACUGAGUUCGCAAUCCCAGUUGCUGUUCUAUUUGAUAAUACGCCUACACAAGCAAACUCUACUGUCUAAGUAAAAUAAAUAAAUAACAUUAACUAG